AUGUCCGACGUGACGGCGGUGAUGGAUCUGGAGGUGGAGGAGCUGAAGCUGGCGCUUCCACCGGGCUUCCGGUUCCACCCCACCGACGAAGAGGUGGUCACCCACUACCUCACCCGCAAGGUCCUCCGCGAAUCCUUUUCCUGCCAAGUGAUCGCCGACGUCGACCUCAACAAGACCGAGCCGUGGGAUCUCCCCGGGAAGGCGAAGAUGGGCGAGAAAGAGUGGUUCUUUUUCGUGCACAAGGGCCGGAAGUACCCGACGGGGACGCGCACCAACCGCGCGACGGAGAAGGGGUACUGGAAGGCGACGGGGAAGGAUAAGGAGAUCUUUCGCGGCAAGGGCCGGGACGCCGUCCUCGUCGGCAUGAAGAAGACGCUCGUCUUCUACACCGGCCGCGCCCCCAGCGGCGGGAAGACGCCGUGGGUGAUGCACGAGUACCGCCUCGAGGGCGAGCUGCCCCAUCGCCUUCCCCGCACCGCCAAGGACGAUUGGGCUGUUUGCCGGGUGUUCAACAAAGACUUGGCGGCGAAGAAUGCUCCGCAAAUGGCGCCGGCGGCCGGCGGGGCCAUGGAGGACCCGCUCGCCUUCCUCGAUGACUUGCUCAUCGACACCGACCUCAACCUGUUCGACGACGCGGACCUGCCGAUGCUCAUGGACUCUCCGUCUGGCGCUGACGACUUCGCCGGCGCUUCGAGCUCCACCUCCAGCGCCGCCCUGCCGCUCGAGCCGGACGCGGAGCAUUUGACUAUCAAGAUGGAGCCGCCGCCGCCGCAGCAGCAGCAGAUGCAGAGCCCAGACUACUUCAUGCCGGCGACGGCCAACGGCAAUCUUGGCGGUGCCGGGUACUCAACCUACCAGGCUGUGGUGGACCAGCAGGCCGCGAUCCGCAUGUACUGCAAGCCGAAGGCGGAGGUAGCGUCUUCGUCGGCGCUGGGCUUGGACAUGGGGGCGCUCGCCGGCGCGGACACCUCGUUCCUGAUGCCGUCGUCGCGGUCGUGCCUCGAUCUGGAGGAGCUGUUCCGGGGCGAGGCUCUCAUGGACUACUCCGACAUGUGGAAGAUCUGA
Messenger RNA from Triticum turgidum subsp. durum (durum wheat), 1065 nucleotides. NCBI's taxonomy places the organism in Eukaryota, Viridiplantae, Streptophyta, Magnoliopsida, Poales, Poaceae. The record is from the annotation of a GenBank genome assembly.